Messenger RNA from Sceloporus undulatus (fence lizard), 6734 nucleotides. RefSeq names its product sulfotransferase 2B1-like. Gene Ontology annotation, cellular component: cytoplasm. Bases 3835 to 4695 code for a protein of 286 amino acids. Gene Ontology annotation, biological process: sulfation. The transcript has 6 exons. The record is from RefSeq and is a predicted model, not a curated record. NCBI's taxonomy places the organism in Eukaryota, Metazoa, Chordata, Lepidosauria, Squamata, Phrynosomatidae. Gene Ontology annotation, molecular function: sulfotransferase activity.
UCAUGGGCUGAAACUAUAUAGCUAAGAUCCUGCACCAGAAGACAUGGUACGUCUCCCAUUUGCCCUCCCUUAAACCUCACCUUCUUCAGGCUGCUUCACCAUAGCCUGACAUGGACAUGUAGCAGCUACUAUAGAGUGGGGCUGGCUGGUGGCUAAGAAGCCUCUGGAUACAUUGCAAAUGGCAUCAUCCCUUGGGACCACAUGGAAGAAGUCCAGCAACCUCUCUAGAGCCGUAUGAUUCUCACCCCUUCUUAAAGUUCUCCCUUUUAAGAAGUGUUCUGGGAUUAAGCAGAACUGAAAAGGAAAUAUUUAUUUCAUUUUUAAUUUUUGUCGUUGAAGAUAACUGCCUCACAUUUCUGCAAAGGAGGCGUGCGCCACUAUCUAGUUUAUCUUUGCAAUGUGAUCACUAGUGCCUCUUCCUUUCCUAAAUACAGCUUGGACCUCUGGGAUUUUAAAUUCCACCUAUGGCAGGAGUCUUUGCGGCAGAAUUUUGAGCAUGACUUGGCUUGCAUGGGAGAUUAGUGUGAUGGUUCUGUAACCAAUUCAAUCUUUUAUGUCUUCUUUUUUACCGAUGGGGAUAUAUAUUGGUCACUUGCAAUCUGUGGGCCACUGUCUUGUUUUCCUUAUUUGUUGGCAGAUUUCAUUGAGAACUGAUCUUGAUUCUGUCUCUGUGGAUUGUAGCAGUUCUAUUGGGAUUGUAGCAGUUCUAUUGGGAUUGUAGCAGUUCUAUUGGGAUGUUCUAUUGGGAACACAACAGAUAAUAUCCAGAUUGUAACUAAGAAUUAAAGUUAAAAUCUUUUGCUGAUGAUUUGGUUAUAAUUAACAUAUUUAACACUAACAAGGAAAGAGGUAACCUACUGCAGAAACUAAAAGAAUAUGGUGAAUUUUCUGGACUUAAAAUAAAUACAGAUACAUCUAAAAUUCUAACAAAAAAUAUGAAUGUACUACAAAAUUAAGAAUUAGUGCAUAUAAUGUAUGUAAAUAUGGUUAUAUAAAUAGAGUAAAUUACCUAUUAAUUAUUAUCUCUUUGAAAAAUCAACAAUUAUUUGAGAAUAACUAAUUGAAGGAAUGUUAAUAUAUAUGUUAGUAUAUUUUAUGUUUUUUGUGUAUAUGUAUUAGAAACGUUAAUAAAAAUUCUUAAAUUGUAAAAAGUAUUAAAAUGGUCACUGUUCCAAUUGAAGGUUGCAAGGCACACAGCAAAAGGAACAGCAACAGACAUGGACGCUUAUUGCAUAUGACUACCUUCAAUGGGACAGACAUGUGAUUUACCCAGCAAUGAUGGAUCUUACCACAUUCCCCAUAGGUAGCUUGUAGGCAGCCCAGGUUUAUCCAGUAGCUUUGCAAGAAUGGGAUUUUCCUGUUCUUGAAAAGCUAUGGGAUAAACCUGGGUUCCAGAAUUCCCUAGCAUUGAGCCAAGGCAGUUAAAGCAGUCUCAAAUUGGAUUAUUUCUGCAGUGUGUUUUGGACCAAGGUUAGCCUGGCAUGACUUGUUUUUGAGAAACAAAAUGAUAUGAAGUGCUGCUUCUUUUUUUUUUUUAUAAAUCUCAACAUGAUUUUGGACCAAACACAGCACCUUAUAAUAUGGCACGAUCCCCUCUGAUGUGCUGCCAGCGUCAGAAUCCCUUUAGACACAUGCUAAAAGAGACUGCAUAAUUUUUUCUGGCACAAACAACAUGCUGCUUAUUAUUAUGCAUUGCAGUGAAUCUCUGAAAAAAGUGUGCGGGAAGUAAAUAUAAUGAACCCUCAUUACUUUUUCAAAUGACACGACAACAUGAAGCGAUGACAGGCUGUGGAGGACAGGCAGUUAGACAAAGUUAUGUAACAUAAAGCAGAGAAAGAGAUGUGUCAUGUGCAAUAGCCAAAAAAGCCAGUUUAGCAGACAGAAGCAGAUGCCAUAGGCACCCAUGAUGCAGUGGGAAAAGGCCUCUGAUGGCUGGCUUUCCAGUGGGCUGGUACUGAGGAGGAGUAGAAGCCACCCUGAGUCUUGAACAUAGUCUGUACAACUAGCCAAAGGCUGACACAGCUGAUAGCCAGCAGCUACUCAGAAAGCCCAGUCACAGAGUAGCUUACAGUUCAGCCCUUACAUUAUUUUAGUAAAUACAACUUGCCAUUCUGGUUGUGUGACAUGUCAGUAACAUCCGAUAAGAACUUUCAUUUCUAUGAGGCAGAAAACAGGUUCGUCCCUAACUGCUGACUUUCUUUUUCGUAAUGCCGCUUUCUGUCUUGAAAACAAUUGCCUUUUUAAGAAGCAGCUUGGCUGUCUUUUCAUUUUAUUAAAACUAAGACAUAUUUCGGGUAUUAUUGGCAAAUGAACAGGGCAGCGUCUAAUAAGGGACUGCUGGUUGACUUUCUAUCAUGCUAGUACUUUACUGCAUUGCUAUUAUUUAUCAUACAGUGCAGAUUAAAACAGGUAAAAUAAAGCAGGUGAGUACCCAGAAGACAGCCAGCCUAUGGGUCCGAUUAAAUGGCUUCAUAUUCUUUUACUAGAUUUAGCCUUCCCAUUAUAAGUCUCCUUGGCAUGUUCAAUAGCACCUUCUUUUCUGUAGGGCGCUAUCCAACUUACUGUCAAAAAUGGUAUUAGAGUCGCCUCUCAGCAGUACAGUUUCUUCUACAAGCUGUGUUACCCCUUUCCCCUAGAUACCCCCUUAAUAAUACUUCAUUUGUGACAUCUUCCAGUUUAGAUAAUGUACCCUGUUAAGGCUAAUAGCUAUUGAGUGAGUGGAUCCAGUGCCUUUUCCACGCCUGUUUCAUCGUCAAAGGAUUGUUUCAGAUUGCAUCAAUGCAGUGACACCUUGGAGCUAAAGAUCAUUACUUUUUCUAGAACAGCUAAGAAUACCUUUUAAGUUACAUAAGACUGUAUGAGUUUGUUAAUAAUACCCUAGCUUGCCUUUCUUGCCUGUUUCCCUUGCUUAAGAGAUGGUAAUCAUUACCAAUUGCAACAGGCAUUUAUUCACCUCCCUCUUAGGAGUUAGUUACAAGCCAUUUCACGCCGUGUAGCCUUUAUGGUGUAGACAUCUUGUAUCACUGAAACGUAAGUAGUCUGAAUGAUAAAUUGUUGUAAUUGUCCAGUGUGUUUAUAUUAUCGACAUGAUGUGCAUGCACAAAUGUUUAUAUUUUGACAAGGAUGUAGCUGAAGAAGUCACAGAAACGGAGACUAGAAAUUCUUGGGGUUUCGCAUUCCAACUACUCUCUAUCCUUGGAUUAUAUGCAUUAAUUGUUGCUGACAUGGGAAGUCCAGCAUGAUUUUGUGCUGUGGAAAGGGUGCCUUUGCUGCCAUGUUGGCUUUUCUUCAGGGGUGCUUCAGCACAGCAUGUAUAAAUGCUGUGCCACCAAAAUGCCAUGGAUCUGCCACACAUGCAAUUGGCAGUGCAGCUUUCUGGCAGACUGGGGGCAUGCUGCCGUCUGAACAUCAUGCCCCCAGUCCGCCUGGAAGUUGGCUCUUUUUGACCAUCAGUUUCAUCCCUAAGUUUGUUGAAGGUAUGAGUAUGUGGAAAUGAAGCUAUGAGUAAGUAGGGAAAUGUUUAGAAUAAUACAGAAGGAACAAAGAAAGAAUAGGCAAUGGGAGAAGGCUUAAGCUGAGGAAGACACAGGAAGUGAGUGGGAAAGAAAGGUGGAAGGUAUAAAAUGUAGAUAUAUAGGUAUGGAAGAUAUUCGAAUGAGGAAUGAAAAUGAAAUGAAAGAGGCUUCAGUGGAGAUUCUAUAUAUUUUUAUAUGAAUAUAUAAAACAUUAGAGAAGCCUUAAGGAUAUUUCAUACUAACAUAUAUUUUUGUCAUUUAAAUACGUCUAUCUAUCUAUCUAUCUAUCUAUCUAUCUAUCUAUCUAUCUAGGUUCUCAAUGACCCCAGAAUUAUACAUAACUUACAAGGGAAUCCUUUUUCCUUCAAUGAGAAGCACAGUGGAAACACUGAACUAUGUGGAAAAUGAAUUCCAGCUGCUGGAUGAAGAUAUACUGCUUGUCACUUACCCCAAGUCAGGUACCGUUUGGAUGCUAGAGAUCUUGGGCUUGAUCCAACACAGUGGGGACCCCUCAUGGGUUCACAGCACAGUGGUUUGGGAGCGGGCGCCAUGGAUUAACACUAAUCUCGGUCUGGAACUAGCCUUGAAAUAUCCUCCACCCCGUCUUCUAACAACUCACCUGCCAUUUCAGAUUUCACCCAAGUCCUUACUCCAUUCUGAGGCCAAGGUUAUCUACACCCUGCGCAAUCCUAAGGAUGUGUUGAUCUCAUAUUACCACUUUGCUAAGUUGUAUGAUGGAUUGAAGGAUCCUGGAACUGUGGAAGAAUUUCUGGAGGAGUUUCUGAGUGGAAAUGUACCCAUUGGUUCCUGGUUUGACCAUGUGAAAGGCUGGCUGGAAAUGAAGGACAGGUCCAACUUCUUCUUCAUCACAUAUGAAGAGUUACAGAAGGACCUGCGAGGCAGUGUGGAAAAGAUCUGCCACUUCCUCGGUAAAGAAAUCAACAGACAGCAAAUAGAUGCUGUAGUGGAAAACGCCUCCUUCCAGAAGAUGAAGGAUAACAAAAUGUCCAACUUUUCCAACCUUCCAGAUGCACAUUUCAACCAUAAAGAAGGAAAGUUCAUGAGGAAAGGGAUCUGUGAGGACUGGAAAAACCACUUGACAGUAAAACAGAGCAAGCAUUUUGACUGUGUUUAUCAGGAAAAAAUGAAGGAUGUGAAUGUAGCCUUCCCAUGGGGCUGAAGAAUACCAAUUGUUCUGGCUACUUCUCUCUGUAUGUGCAUUAUAUGACUCAAAUGGUUCAAAUUUCUUCCACUGAAAAGGUUCUAUUGCCCAGCAUAGAGGAGGCUCCCUUAUCUUGAGUUAGCCCAGAGAUCCAACUUACUCAGUACUACUCACACCUCAGCCUUUUGGGACAGCUGGGUUGUUUGGGAUUCUGAAAGGAGUACUCUCACAAGAUGGCUUCAAUGAUAGCCUGUCCAGUUAGAAAAUAGUCAUUUCCCAGAGAACAAACUGCCAAGGUUAAAAGAAACAUUGCCAAGGACUCUUCAGCUCUUUCUCAAUUUUCUUUAAUGGCAUCGUUCAGCUGUUAUGAGGAGUGCUACUUUUAACAGGGUGCUGGAAUGCAAAUGUACACGCAACAACAACAAUGCCCUCUAGAAUACAAAGUAGAGGUCAGAGAUGGAGUUUCAAAACAGAAAAUCAAUAUUUCCAAUCCAGAGCUUGUUUUCAAAAUUUCACAGAAGCCAAACUAAGGCUUAGAAACAAGUUAAAUCAUAAAGUAAACCAGUUGAAAGCAAAAGUGAGGUUUGAGCCCCAAAUACUAAAUCCCAUGUUGGUCAAAGAAGAACAAAAUAUCAAUUUCACAAAGGGUAAGUGAUCAUGCUUAGAGAGAUGCACAGAAGUAAACAAGAACAACUAUAUUAGCACAGACCAAAAGUGUAUAAGCUCACACUGCAACUAUACUGAAGCCAGUAAAUCCACCUCUACAGUAGAGAGGUUCUCAUAAUUGUAAUUAAGUGAAAAUAUUCACUUAGAGUUAGUUUCAACAAUCAACAGCAUGGUACUCAUAUAAUCUGUGUUAGUUAGUCCAUGGGGUUGUCCGCACAGGCCAAAUAGACCUGUUUUCCCCUGGACUCAUGUUAUCUAUUACAGAUGUCACAGGCCAAAACCCCAGGGGCAGGAUUGGGCCUGAUCUUGCCUAUCCCGAUGUGGAUUCAGAGGAUCCAGCCUGAUCCUGGGGUAAAGAGCAUUUACUCCCAGGGUAAAAUAGACAGUUUCUAACAAAUCCCUUAGCAAAACUGGGCUGUUCAGAUGCCCUCCCCAUGCUCCUUCCCUUUCUGGCUGUCAAUCUGGAUGAAAACUCCCCCAGUCCCUGCAUCUGAUGCAGAAAUGGGGUCCCUGGCCAUGUGGGUGCAGCCAGGCGCUUUCUUUUAAUGUCAGAUGUGGUGACUGGGGGCUUCUUAGUAAGACUGAUGGCCAUCAAGGUAUGGAAUGGUGUGCCAGGGUUGGCAUGGGUAUGUGUAUGUGAAUACCCACCCAUCAGCUCACUGAACCAAGGGCCAACCAAGCAACCAUGCUUUCUGGGCCCAUCUGCUCAGGCCCCAGGUUGCUGAAAUGUAACAGAAAAUGAUACACUUCAUAGUUGGAAUAGCAGUCCCUAGCAGUCUCACUGCUCUCCAAUAGCAUCUCUAAUACACUGAACUACCCAAUGCUAUUCCGUCAGAUAUUAUAAUAUAGAUUUCAUUUCAUGGCUGAGAAGCAUUGGCAAAGUCAACACAGCAGAGGGCAGCGUCACAAAAACAUUCAAAUUUGCACCAUAGGCCCCAAUGUCUUUGCCUUCAAGUCAUUUCCAACUUAUAGCAACCCUAAGUCAACCUAUCCCAAGUUUUUCUUGGCAAGAUUUGUUCAGAGGAGGUUUUCUUUGCCUUUCUGGGCUUGAGAGAGUGUGAGUGACCCAAGGGCACCCAAGGAGUCUCCAUGGCUGAGCAGGGUUUCAGGAGGAGGAGGAGGAGAAGAAGAGAAGAAAAUGGGGAGAGAUUGUAUUCCAAAAAUUCUAGGUUUUCCAUUUAGUAGGGUAAACUUAAAAUUUUAGGUUUUUCAAUGCACUGACUUGGGAUACUUCUAUAUAGAUUAACUGGUCUGGUGGAGGAGGAGGAGAGGGGACAGCAGGAAGGCAAGGUGGGUUUACAUUUUAAUGAUCUGAAGGUUAACAUAGAUUAAAGUUAAUAUAAUCAGUUAAUAAAUAAAGUUAAUAAAAUAAAAUUCAGGUUUUCAAUAAA